AUGGGAAGAGAUGCUGCAAUACUUGGAGUAGGAGAGUUCAAUAUAAUAGUAGCAGCUGGAUCUUUCUUCCUCGAGCAAUACUUGGAGGAGGAAGCAGCUGGAUCUUUCUUCCUCGAGCAAUACUUGGAGGAGGAAGUAGCAUUAAUGGCGGACAUAGCUGUUACUGCAGCACUGAUUUUUGCAGACGACGUAUUAUCCUAUCUCAAACAAGAACGGAAGUUCGGAAGAACUGUGCGCACUGAAAUUGAAAAAAUCAAAAAUUGGUUGGAGACAAUGCAAGCCUAUGUGAAGGACAUGGAAGGAAAAGAAAGCAAGAAGGUGCUCAAAAUACGCAUACGCCGAAUCCGAGAGUUAGCUUAUGACAUUGAGGAUAUUCUUGAUGAGUACAUGCUUUAUGUGCCACAUCGAAUUCAUAGGCAUAGACUCUCCAAUGAAGCCCGUGGAUUUUUGAAUCAUGUCAUACAUUGGAGACCACUUCAUGAGGUGAUCUCUAAUAUAAAAGAAAUAAAGAGAAAGACAGAUGACAUUUUAACCCUGGAUUUAGUUUGUCCGGCUGACACAGUCACUCCUGAAGAUGGCGAAAGUUCAAGCUCGGGUGUGGAACAUCAUUCGACUCCCCAAAUUCUUGAAGACGAAAUUGUGGGCAUUCAGAAGCCUAGAGAAGAUCUUAUUCGUCAAUUGACAGGAGGAGGAUCGAACCACUUGACAAUUUCAGUGGUUGGCCCUGGUGGCUCAGGUAAAACCCUUCUUGUAAAGAGUGUUUAUAGGAGCGAAGAAGUUCAAGGACACUUCGAUUCCCAUGCUUGGGUCCGUGUCUCCCGUUCUCCUAAAAUGAGGGAGCUCAUAAACAACAUUCUAAAGCAAAUUGGUGUGCCUGAGGAGGAGCUGAUUGUCCGUGAAGGUGUUGAUAUACAGGCUAAACUGAGGAACUAUUUGCAUCAAAAAAGGUACGUUUUUGUUUUAGAUGAUAUCUGGAGCAAAGGUGAUUGGGAACGCAUUAAAAAAGUGUUACCCAAUGGUUCCAGUGGCAUCAGAAUAAUUGUCACUACUCGGAACACAGAUGUCGCCUCGUUCUGUGCGGAGUCACAACAUUGCAUCCAUAGUCUAAAUUGUUUACCAUGGCAAGAGGCCUUGGGGCUAUUCUGUAAGAAGGCUUUUCAGACUAGUGUCGAAAAUUGUCCUCCACUAUUGGAGGGAUGGUCUCAGAAAAUUGUGAAAAGAUGUGAAGGUUUACCCGAGGCAAUUGAAGAAGUAGGACGAUGGCUGUCAAAUAAGCCACAAGUUCCAAAUCAUGAAUGGAAGAAAUUGCAUGACAGCCUUGGAACUGAUGCCGAAUAUCUUUCCAUUAUAAGCAAAAUAUUACUGCCAAGUUACGAGGACCUUCCAAGUCAUCUCAAGUGUUGUUUCUUGUACUUCAGCAUUUUUCGUGAGGACUACUCUAUUAAGCGUGGAAGGCUUAUACGCUUGUGGGUAGCUGAAGGAUUUGUGAUGAAAGUAAAAGGGAAGACACCAGAGGAGGUUGCGGAGGAUUACCUCAAGAAACUAAUUGAAAGGAAUUUGGUUGAUGUAAGCAAAUGGGAUUUUGAUGGGCGAGCAAGAUGUUGCCGAGUUCGAAACCUUGUGCUUGACUUCAUUGUUUCCAAGUCUGAGGAUGAGAAUUUUGUCUCAAUUCUUUCUGAACUGAAUGACUCGCUUUCAAGUGACAAAGUUCGACGGCUAUCUAUCCAUAAUACCAGUGCCAUUUUGUCACAGAGAAGCAGCUUUAACAGUGUUCGCUCCACAUUCUUUUUCAGCUGGAAAAACUUUUCUAACUCUGAUGUUGGAAAUGUACGUGGUUUCAAAAAUUUGAGAGUGUUAGAUUUGCAGAAUGCUCCUGUAGAUAAAUUUCCUGAAGGUAUUGAUCAUCUCUCCCUUCUAAGAUAUCUGAGUUUGAACCAUACAAAUGUGAAGGUGGUUCCCAAGUCCAUAAAGAAGCUCACAAAACUUGAAACUUUAGACCUGAAGCAAACUUUUGUGACAGAGUUGCCUGCAAAAAUCGUCCGACUUGUCAAUUUGCGACAUCUUUUAGUCAGCCGAAAGAUUUCUGCAACUUCAAACACUGUCCAAGGAGUGGAAUCGUCUGCAGCUUCAAACACUGUCCAAGGAGUGCAGUUGUCUGCAGGAAUUGGGGCUUUAACUGCCCUACAGAAGUUGUCAGUUGUAAAGCCGGACAAGCAUCGGAAAAUUAUUAAAGAGCUAGGAGCACUGACCCAACUGAGGAAGCUGGGAUUAAUAGAGCUCGAAACAAAAGAUGGAAAGGAUUUGUGUGCAUGCAUUCAAAAGAUGCAAAAUCUUUUAACUCUUGACCUAAGUUCAAUUAACAUCAUUAAUAAGUCUCUUGAUCUGGACCACAUGACUAGUCCGCCGCCUGAUCUGCAAUGUCUAUAUCUCAAAGGGCGCCUAGAAAAGUUACCAGGAUGGAUUUCCGAGCUUUGA
Cornus florida is the source of this 2475-nucleotide messenger RNA. Its product is annotated as disease resistance protein RPM1-like. NCBI's taxonomy places the organism in Eukaryota, Viridiplantae, Streptophyta, Magnoliopsida, Cornales, Cornaceae. The transcript is spliced from 2 exons. Gene Ontology annotation, molecular function: ADP binding. The coding region runs from base 1 to 2475 and encodes 824 amino acids. The record is from RefSeq and is a predicted model, not a curated record. Gene Ontology annotation, biological process: defense response to other organism.